GCUAUCAGGAAGGCCAUUCUUAAGUAUUUAAGAAUUUAAAACAACGUAUACAGUGGUAUAAUUCCACAAGUGUUGAUAGGAUGAUAUGGUGAUACACACUCUUGUACAGUAGGUGGCGGUAUGCACCUUAAAGUUGUUUGCAAUCCGCCACAAACUGAGAGAAGAAGAGGAAGAAGAAGAAUAACUCACCGCGGUUGCUCUCAGUUGAGUGGUAAAAAUGGCGUCGAGGGCACCGGUAGCAACAGGCAGGCUCCUAAUGGGGAUCCGCAAAUGGUAUUACAGCAUGGCCGGCUUCAACAAGCUGGGUUUAAUGCGCGAUGACACGCUCUAUGAGGAUACGGAUGUGGUGGAGGCUCUGAGGAGGAUCCCAGAGAACCAGUACAACGACAGGGUGUUCAGGGUGAAGAGAGCGCUGGAUCUCUCCAUGAAGCAGCAGAUCCUCCCUAAAGAGCAGUGGACAAAGUUUGAAGAGGAUGUUCAAUAUCUGUCACCAUACCUGAAGGAGGUGGUCCAGGAGAGGAAAGAAAAGGAGGAAUGGAUGAAGAACUAAAUGGUUCUGAAGUCCUCGUCCUCAGUCUGUGCAUGAUUGUCCCCUGGUGUAGUAUUUAAAAUGAAAACUUUACCUAUAUAAAACAUUGCUCAUUAAAGAAAUUGUACAUUUUAGAA
This is a messenger RNA of Gymnodraco acuticeps, 666 nucleotides long. RefSeq names its product cytochrome b-c1 complex subunit 7 (gene uqcrb). The record is from RefSeq and is a predicted model, not a curated record. Gene Ontology annotation, biological process: mitochondrial electron transport, ubiquinol to cytochrome c. Lineage: Eukaryota; Metazoa; Chordata; Actinopteri; Perciformes; Bathydraconidae. The coding region runs from base 218 to 550 and encodes 110 amino acids. The transcript is spliced from 4 exons.